GCCACCAUACGCCUCAUCUCCUCCACCAGCGCGAGAGGAUCAGAGAGAGGGAGAGCAGGAGGGACGUGAGGACAACAGCAGCAUCCAUGACCAGCAUCUCCCUUACUGGGGGAGAAAGGGAGGAAGAGUGGAAAAAGUGAGGAAGGAAGAUAAGUUUUCAGUUGGAGGGAGGACAAGUGUGGGAGAGUUUGGACUGAGAGAGCUUGGUGGCUGGUGGGAGGCAGUGGGGGGAUCAGGAGCUUAAUUUCCCCUUUGUUUUUAUUUUUGGCUGUGAGCACCACCUGCCACCUCUCUUCUCCCCCUCCUCCUUCCUCUUCCUCCUCAUCCUCUUCUCCGCUCCUCUUCUCAUCCCGACUCUCCUCUCCCAGCUCCCGUCGUGGGGUCUCAGCUCUCCCUCACCUUCCCCCCCUCCCUCGCUCCCUACCUCCCCCGGGUGCUGCUGCGAGCCUCCGGGCUGCUGCGCAGCAGGAGGAUGUCUCGCAGGGAGUCUCCGCCACCCUCGCCACCUCCGCAGGUGCUGGGGGUCCGGAGAGGAGAGGUGGAGCCCGACGACCGUCCGGAGCGAGCCGAGCCGCUGUCCGACGCCGAGAGGGAGAUCAUCCAGGACACGUGGGGGCACGUCUACAAGAACUGCGAGGACGUGGGGGUGUCUGUGCUCAUAAGGUUCUUUGUCAACUUUCCAUCGGCCAAACAGUACUUCAGCCAGUUUCACGACAUGGAGGAUCCAGAGGAGAUGGAGCGAAGCAGCCAACUUCGCCACCAUGCCUGCAGGGUGAUGAACGCCCUCAACACCGUGGUGGUAAACCUCAACGACCCAGAGAAGGUGACGGCAGUGCUGGCCUUGGUGGGGAAGGCCCAUGCUAUCAAACACAAGGUGGAACCCAUGUACUUCAAGAUCCUGAGCGGUGUGAUCCUGGAGGUGAUGGCUGAAGAUUUCCCAGAAUUCUUCCCGGUAGAGGUGCAGAUGGUGUGGACCAAACUGAUGGGGGCGGUGUACUGGCACGUGACGGGGGCCUACACAGAGGUGGGCUGGCUCCAGGUCUCCAGCUCGGCAGUGUGAAGAGUUUGGAAGUAGAGAGGGGUAAAAUAGUUAUAACUUGCAAGGAGUUCUUUGAGGAUGGUUUCACAGACAUGGACAAGAUAAACGUGGUAAUCCGUGCAACUCUGUACUUUAUCUUGGUGGCAUUCUAGGUGUUAAGCCUUCAUUGCAGUGGUGUUUCUACAUUGCAUAGCCCAGAUAUCACCUGGACACCAAACCAUGUAGCCAGGAAACAUUUGACUUUUCUUCUAGUAAAGUUUUAGUCAGUGUAAGAGGUACUUUUUGUCUAUGUUUAUAGCAGGGAAGCUAUGACUGCUAAUGCUAACUAUCCAGUUUGUCUACUGUUUAAUUGACAAAUGACCCUUUGCUAAUCCCUGCCUCCCUUAGUUACUGAUGCUAGGCCCUUCAAGCUUUUAAAUCUAGUAACAUAUUCGGUGUACGUGGAAAUCAGCUACAUACUGUAUAAUGCUGAAAGGCUGAAGCUACAUGUCCUUAAAGUAAACACACAUCACAUUGUAACACUUGUUGUUCUUGUAUUGUAGCACAUCUGUAUACACUAGUUCUAGCAUUGAGGUACCCUUAUAUUAAAAAGUAAUAAUAAAACAUUAUUAUAAGGAGAAAAAACCCUGGGAUACUUUAUAUGUAGACUAAUGAGAUAGUUAGCUUAACAUGCUAGAACUUGAAGUGUAGGUUUGAGCAGACAAACAAAAUAUGUAUCUAGUGUACAUUUAUACUAUCUGAGUGCUGUUUAUAUUAUAAAAAGCACCCUCAAAACUCUUCAUAACUCUUACUACAUCUUCAUCCACUCUGUUUUGGCAUCCAAUGAAAGUACAUUUCAACAGGCCUGAUGUGUGUAGUUACAGCUAACAUUAUAUGUUGGACAUAGUAGUUCACGGUAAUGCUAGGGUUUUACUGAACAGUCAGCUGGGGAUGGCAGAAACAGAAGUUUAUUUUCAAGAAAAUGUUGCGGAUUAUGACUUUACAUGAUGAGUUCAUUUCUGUGGAAACCUUUAGUGAGCGAAGCACCUCCUGGCUAAGCCGCACAUAUGAAUACACCUUAUGAUAUUUUGAAGAAGAGAUUAAGAAUUAUGUAGACAGGAAGUCAUUUUUAAGCUCUGGGAGGGGGCAGGUAGUUGUUAAAGCCCCGGCUAUGGGACCAUGGAGCUGCUGACUGUUAAUAGUUCCUCUUUGUGUCCUACUAAAGUAUAUCCUCAUGUUUAGGGGAACCGUGCCCCUUUCUCUCUCUAUUGAUGCAUUGCGUGCUCUUAAUGUCUUGUUUAACUUAACCGAGGUGUUGUUUGUAUAAGUGUAGGCUACAGUGGGCAAGUGUGCAUACUCUUCUGCCUUUGUUUACAACUCAUGAUGCGUCCUUCUGUUGAUGUGUUAAACAUGGCUGUUUUUUCUUUGCUAAAAGUCUAGCAACAAUGCUUUGAUUUUCCUUUUGCUUUUCACUUUCAUUACACGCUACCACUGUAAAAGGGCGAUGGAAAAAAUCAGCAGGUGGUCACAAUCAUCAACUGCACACGUACACACUCACACAGACAGGCUAUAAGACCUUCCCUGUGCUAAUAUUUACAGGCCUGUCAGUUAGUUUACUUCUUCUAACCCCCAUCAGAGAGACAUGAGGCAUUAAAGGCUCCAUUAAGGGCUUUAGAAAGUCCCUCUGGAGGUCUACUGGAAAACAUGUCAGCUUUAGAAUUGCCAUCAGUCUGUUUUACUUAAAUCUCUGACCCAUCUUACACAAGAAAUUAUAUCUUACAUCUAAACAAUAAUGCAACCUGCAUACUGACAACAUUCUUCACCUGACCUAACCUUCGUCACUGGUGCUUCAGUAAUCACAGUCUUUGGACUGCAUGCUCUCCCACUAGCCGUCCCCAUCUGCAAGUCUCUCUGGUCAAUUUCAAAACAUACACGGCAAAUCUGUUUAGGAUGGACAUUUGAUCCAAUCUUCAGUUUGCAUCUGCUCCAGUGACGUCCUGUAUCUCCCAUUUGACCCAGCUUGGCAUCGGCAUCUGGCAUUAAUGAGGAGGUAACGAGUCUCCUCUCCUCCUCAUUUGGUCGUUCAUCUACUGUCACUUCCCAUUGCCUCUGUUAGGAUCGUGUCAGCGUGAACAAAAAAAAUGAUGACAGGAUAGAUGGUCUGAAAACUGCCACAACACGACAGCCAUUCACAACAAUGCUUUAUCAACAUGUCUUUGAUUUAAUUUAAACAUUUAAAUAAUGUAUCCAAAAACCUUUCCUUAAAAAACAGCUUCGCUUUGGAAACCAGAAAAAAUAAUGGCAUCCCCAAGUUGUACAUUUAACUUAAUCUUUAAAGUAGGCCAAGUGGAAUAUUAUAAACGUAUCAUCAUCAAGAACAGCUUGUUUCUGAUUGCUUUGUGUCAUGCAUAUAAGAAUUGCGAGUUUAACCAAAACUGCCAUUUGUUGUUGCUCACAAAACCACUAAGCUCUCCUUCUGUACCGACAGUAAAUACAAUGGGAUAUAAAUGCUUCUUAUUUAGGGUUGUAAUUAUUUAUUUGCUAAUUAAACAUCCCAUGUGAUUUUGUUUACAUUCCCUUCCAAAGUCUUUCCAUUAUUACACUUUGUCGUCUGGAUAACUCUUGCUAACUGGAAAUAUUGAAGACUUGUUUCUUUAUCGAAAAGCAUCACAUUUAUAGACUCUUUUCACAGCAGACCGUGAUAUUUUGACUUUUCAUAGAGGAAAAAGCACAGGGGGAACUAAUACCAUUAACGAUGACUCAAUUCCUGAAGACAUUGCUUUACAUUUUGAUUGCAAUUUUAGAAUUUCAUAUUUAUUAAAAUGGUUCUAUGUGAGCUACAUUAAAUAUCGAGAAGUGUCCCUUCUGAAAACAUGAACAACUUAAUAUCUUGUUAUCUUGACAAAACGGUUUCCUUGAGAUAGGGAGAAAAGGACCAUGGAAUUAAAAAAUCCUGAGAGAACACGAUAUUUUUACUUGGGAUCAUGAUAAGAGGAUUAAAAUAAUAAUUGCGACUACAGCCAAUCUUCAGUACCUGCAAUAACUGCCUUUCACAUAAAACACAAAUUCACUAAGAGCUCUCUUUAAACAAGUUCCUCUUCAAGUUAAGUUAUAGUGUUGUGAGCCAAUAAAUGGAUAAAAAUACACAAAAGAGUCUAACAAACCUCAAAGUAAACUAUUUCCACUUUGACUCAAAAAGCCGUCGAGGCAGUAAAGCUGUUGUCAGUCAUAAAUGAUCCGCUUCAAAAUAUACACCAGUCCUAUUCUUUGCCCGACUUCUGACGUCAGCUUCGCCCUGAGGUCAAGCCACAGGCAGCUCGAGGUUCAGGAGUAUUUUUGUUAAGCAAAGGUCCCCCGACAUCUUGUUUAUUAAACACUGAGUGGUGUGAAAACCUGUCUGCACACACACGCGCGCACGCACGCACGCACGCACACACACACACACACACACACACACACACUUAUGUGCAGACACAUCCCAAGAUAGCUAACUUGCUUUCUUUACGGCUUUUCUCACAAACACAUAUGGUCUUGCAUUUAAUUGGUGAGUUGGGCAUGUCCUUGCAUGCCAAGUGUACUACAGCAGCACUUAAUCCAAAAUCCGCUCAUUAAUUCAUUUCACAUGUUUUCUUUUAGCAAAUAAGGGAAUCACAGCAUAUAUGAAACGUGAAAAGUGUUUUUGUUGUGAAAUGUUUCUGUUUAUCAGUUGAAAAGUUAGGACUUUAUAUUUUUCUAAAUAUAUCUAUGAGAAGGAUUAUAUGUAUUUGAAUACUGUAUGAAUAUGUCAUUGUAUACUGCGUUGUUGGUGGGAGCGAGUGCAGUGGCUUCGUAGUGUUUUGAGCAUGUUUGCACAGCCUACCACACACCUGUACCUUCACAGACCUGGUGAAAAGAAUCAUGACUAUCAAUAAAAUAUACUUAAAUUUG
Gymnodraco acuticeps is the source of this 4945-nucleotide messenger RNA. RefSeq names its product cytoglobin 2 (gene cygb2). Gene Ontology annotation, molecular function: oxygen binding; iron ion binding; heme binding. The record is from RefSeq and is a predicted model, not a curated record. The coding region runs from base 473 to 1060 and encodes 195 amino acids. The transcript is spliced from 3 exons. Gene Ontology annotation, biological process: oxygen transport. NCBI's taxonomy places the organism in Eukaryota, Metazoa, Chordata, Actinopteri, Perciformes, Bathydraconidae.